AUGCAGCCCGUGGCCCUGCAGAGCCUGUCCGAGCUGGAGAGGGCCAGUCUGCAGGAGCUGGCGCUGUUCCAGCUGCAGGAGAGGCUGCCCGUGGGCCACCUCAGUCUGGACAGAGAUGGCUCCAAAGGCAUGAAAUCCAUCCGGCAGAAGCUGGAGAGCUUCUCCAAGGAGAAGAAAGAGUGCUCUCCCCACACCUUCGGCGUGCCGCUCGCCCAGGUCAUCGCCAACGACCGCGCCUGCCGGCAGCUGCAGGAGGCCGUGGGCCGGAGCCGCCGCCUCUGCCUGGAGGUGGAGGCCACGGUCACCAGGUUCCGGGCCCAGAGGCACAGGAGGCUGGCAGUGGGCACCAGCUGCAUCCGGGCACCCGACGGGGGCUGCCCAGAGGAGCCGCUUUCCCCGGUGCCGGUGGACAAGGGCUCCUGGAGCCAGCGGAGGGGGGCCAUGUCCGUGGAUUCCAUCACAGACCUGAGUGACAACGCCUCCGAGCUGCUGGAGGCCCUGCAGCUCUCACACCCCCAUGAGCUGGACCCUCGCAGGAGCCGCGGCAAGAAGAAGCAGCUGAGCCUGAACCCCAUCACCUGGCAGGUGCCACGGAUUGUGGACAGGUGCUGCACCCACCUUGAGACGCACGGGCUCCAAACUGUUGGCAUCUUCCGUGUUGGAAGCUCCAAGAAAAGAGUCCAGCAGCUGAGGGAAGAGUUUGACCGAGGGCUGGAUGUUUUCUUGGAUGAGCAUCAAAGUGUUCAUGAUGUGGCUGCCCUGCUCAAAGAGUUUCUCCGGGAUAUGCCUGAUUCCCUGAUUCCCAGAGAGCUCUAUGGAGCCUUCCUCAGCACAGCCAGCCUGGAGGGGCAGGCCCAGCUGGACACGCUGCAGCUGCUGCUGUUCCUGCUGCCCCCGUGCCACAGUGACACCCUGCUGCGCCUGCUGCGCUUCCUGGCCCGGGUGGCGCGGCACGCCGAGAGCUCCUGGGACCCCGAGGGCCGCCAGAUCCCUGGGAACAAAAUGACAGUGUCAAACCUGGCUACAGUCUUUGGUCCCAACAUCCUGCAGAAGGAGAAGCCUGGAGAGAAAGAUGCUGGUGCCCUGAACUUUGAGGACAGUGCUGCCAUAAUCCUGGUGCUCCAGAGGCUGAUUGAGCACCACCACUCCCUGUUCAAGGUGUCCCCAGAGAUGCAGUGUGACGUGCUGAGGAGGCUGUUCCAGACAGACCCCGAUGUCAUCGAGUACCUGCUGCGCAGGAAGUUCCCUGACGUGCCGAGCCCAGAGCGUGAGGAUCCCGGGGAGGAGCUGGCUCUGUCCACACCGCCUGGCUGGACACACAGCCUGGAGCGUGGCUCGGUCUGCUCGGAGCUCUACAGCAGCGUCUCCUUCCUAAACCUGCAUGUUGGCAUCUAG
This is a messenger RNA of Melozone crissalis (California towhee), 1395 nucleotides long. RefSeq names its product Rho GTPase activating protein 36 (gene ARHGAP36). The record is from RefSeq and is a predicted model, not a curated record. Gene Ontology annotation, biological process: signal transduction. The coding region runs from base 1 to 1395 and encodes 464 amino acids. Lineage: Eukaryota; Metazoa; Chordata; Aves; Passeriformes; Passerellidae. The transcript is spliced from 10 exons.